CUGGCUUUUACUAGUCUCUCUUGCUUCAGUUCAUCACGUCGUACAACAAAACCCUUGGUAGUUGCUCCUUCAUCGCCUCCACUAUCUCCAGUUGAGGAGCGUAUUCUAAAUUGCCGCCCAAAACCUCAGAUCAGGUCUACUUGUUCGACGCAGUCUGAUCAGGCAGUGUCUAAGUCACGUGGUAAACCGCUUGGAAAGAGUGAGGAAGAAACUAGCUCCAAACAGCCACGGAAAUCCUGCCUAUCUAAAACUACUCAGUCAGUAUUACCAGCUAGACUCAACCUGAAGAAGAAAACUGUAGCAUUUGGAAAGACAGUAAACGUUUCACAAACUAUUGAGGUACCUCGCUCUGCGAUUCUGUGGUUGGGAGGCACUUCGAAACUGUCGAAACUGAAACAAGCCAUGAAUAAGAGUUUACAAUCGAAAGAAAAUAUUGCACCAAGUGCUGAAAACAAAGAAAAUGAGCAUGAGGAGGCCAAGGACGAGCCCAAAGAUGGAUCUCUUCUGGAAAUUUUGAAAGAUGUGAAGUCGUCAUUGGAUGUGCUGAAGGCUCGCGAUGAAGAGCGGGCCAAUGAACUUCGUAAUAUCCGUCGAAUAGUGGACGAGAGAGGAAAGGAAGUUGACCUCCUCCGGGGGAUGUUUGCAGACUACAUUAGCAAAGACGGUGCCCACUCGUCUGAUUCCAAAGUGGCUUCCUUUGCAAAAAGAAACGCUCAAGACGAGGAUAGAUCUAGAGCCAAUCUCAAUUAUGGAAAGUUCUCACGAAAUCCCUCCCCACAACGUCGACAUCAGCACCAGCACAGCCCACCAACCAAGAGCACCGGUAAAAUGGGCUACCGAAGCGAUCCUGAUCCUGAUGAUGUAGAUGGAAUCACUUUCGAGGAAUUCAAACGACUCCUGAAGACGAACCCUGCCCUGCGCCAGUUUGUGUUGGACAUCCGUCACGAAGAGUAUGAUCAGCGCACGGGGUAUGCAGAUCGUCACAGGAAAGCGGAAAGAUUCGAAUCACCUCAUUGGAAGGAUUCUCCACGACGAAUAGAGCGCCCCAGAGAAAAUAACCCUCAAGCAGCAAAACAUCUCGAAGAGGUCAAGCGCAGAGAACCCCGCGCUGGCGCUAAGUUCACUGAGAAAGUGACAGUGGAACGAAGUAUACGAUGUUCUCCGCCACAAUUAGCUAAAUAUUCUGUGGACACAAGAAGAUAUAUUGAGGAUCAGAUUUUGGAAGAAGAGUCUGAAGAACUCCAAUCGAUGUACUGUCCUGGAGAAAGUGUUAGUUAUUACCCGGAACAGCUCCGACAACGUAGGUGUGCUGGAGACUUGAAUGAUUCCCAUAUUGAGGAUGAACGAGGAGGUCGAAAACAUGAUAAUAUGACGGCCGAAGAACGUCGUAGACAUCGAAGAGAUCGUCGUAGCGAUCGUUGUCAGGAUUAUUAA
Molecule: messenger RNA, 1434 nt
Organism: Haemonchus placei
Lineage: Eukaryota; Metazoa; Nematoda; Chromadorea; Rhabditida; Trichostrongylidae
Source: the annotation of a GenBank genome assembly